This is a messenger RNA of Protopterus annectens (West African lungfish), 2384 nucleotides long. Its product is annotated as kinesin-like protein KIF19. Lineage: Eukaryota; Metazoa; Chordata; Ceratodontiformes; Protopteridae. Gene Ontology annotation, biological process: microtubule-based movement. Gene Ontology annotation, molecular function: ATP binding; microtubule motor activity; microtubule binding. The record is from RefSeq and is a predicted model, not a curated record. The transcript has 16 exons. The coding region runs from base 342 to 2384 and encodes 680 amino acids.
UAGCUUACCGGGUUGUCAUGGAGACAAAGCAGGUAGUUGGGACGACGUACUUCUUUGAAGGGCAGAAAACAAAAACAUUGACGAAGCCCUGUAUUUGGGACAACUGCUUUAGGUGCUUGGUCAGCAAAACGUUGAUGAGACACUCGUAGUCAGGUGUCCCCUUAAAUUCAGAAUACCAUACUAUUCGUCGAGUCUGUGUCUUGGGUAGAAAUGAGGAAAACUGCAUCUGUGGUGCUACUUCGAAAAUAAUCCAAAACACCAUCGGUCCAGAGUGAUCGUCACAGAGGGGAAGGACAUGAUACAAAAACUAGCCAAUUUCCACUUGAGCACUUCUUUCUGUCAUGAAGGAGUUGGCAGUGGCGCACAAGGACCACCCACUCACGGUGGCCAUACGGAUUCGGCCAAUCAGUGAGACAGAGCUUGAUGAGGGUUCUACUAUCAUUGCACACAAAGUGGAUGAUCAGAUGGUGGUUCUAAUGGACCCAACAGAAGACCCAGAUGAUAUCCUGAGGGCAAAGCGAUCCAGAGAAAAGACCUAUAUGUUUGAUGUGGCAUUUGAUCAUACAGCUACCCAGGAGGAUGUGUACUUUGCCACAACCAAGAAUCUAAUAGAAGCAGUUAUUUCUGGCUACAAUGCAACAGUGUUUGCUUAUGGACCUACAGGUGCUGGGAAGACAUACACCAUGCUGGGUACAGACCAUCAGCCUGGAAUCUACUUUCGAACCCUAAAUGAUCUCUUCAAAGCCAUUGAAGCAACCAGCAGUGACAUGAACUACACUGUUUCCAUAUCCUAUGUAGAGAUUUAUAAUGAAAUGAUACGAGAUCUUCUGAAUACAGCUUCAGGAUAUCUGGAUCUUAGAGAGGACUCCAAAGGUGGCAUACAGAUUGCAGGAAUUACAGAGGUCUCAACUAAUAAUGCUGAAGAGAUUAUGCAGCUUUUGAUGAAGGGGAACAGACGACGCACACAGGAACCAACAGCAGCCAACAAGACCUCUUCCCGCUCUCAUGCAAUAUUGCAGGUCACCGUGAGACAAGCUAACAGGGUAAAGGGCGUCAGUGAAGAAGUGCGCAUUGGACGACUCUUUAUGAUUGACCUAGCAGGCUCUGAGAGAGCAUCUCAGACACACAACAGGGGAAAAAGAAUGAAGGAAGGUGCUCACAUCAAUAGGUCUCUGCUGGCUUUGGGGAACUGUAUUAAUGCUCUGAGUGAGAAAGGAGGUGGUCGUGCCCAGUACGUUAACUACCGAGACAGCAAACUCACACGACUCCUCAAGGACUCCUUGGGAGGAAACACCAGGACAGUUAUGAUCACACACAUUAGUCCAGCAAGCACAUCUUUUGAUGAGUCAAGGAGUACCCUGAUCUAUGCCAAUCGAGCCAAGAAUAUAAAGACAAGGGUAAAACGGAACUUGCUCAAUGUUUCUUACCACAUUGCACAGUACACCAGCAUAAUUGCUGAGUUGCGGCAGGAAAUUGAAAGGCUGAAGGGGAAGAUUGAAAAUCAAGGGCCUGAACGGAUCAAGAAGGACAGAGCCAACAUCCGGGAUGUUCAAGGUGAAGUUCAACAGCAUUCAGCUGAGUACAGUCGACAAGAAAUGGGAAGGCUAAAAGAACAGCUGAUUAGUGCGUUUAAGGAGCAGAUGGAGAUUAGACGGAGUUUGAUGGAGCUGGGAAACACUAACAUGGAACUACACAUUGAUACCUCAAGGCAUCUUUUGACAAUUGCAGACUGGGAGAGGGAGAAAGCACAGCGAGCUCACAAGUGGCGGGAGGAGAUGUACAGUGAGAAGAGGGGAAGGAAAGAUAACAUGACAGAUGAAGAAAAUAGCUUUGAAGAGUUUGACACAACAGAGCCACAGGAAGUGAAGAUUGCCAAAGAAGAGAUUUCCAUGCUGCUUGCAGAGCAACAGAAAACAGCAUCACUAAAGUUUGAUUUGGAACAGAAGUUGUCCAGUACUAAGAUGAAGGCUUCCAAACUGGAGGAGUUCUUACCCAAACGUAUCAACAAUGAGGAUCAGAGAGAGCUGCUUCGACUGCUGUGCAAAGUGCAUGAACUGGAGGUUGAGACCACAGAACUACAGUCAGCCAGUCUGCGUCAGGAGAACAUCUUAAGGCAGAAGGAUUUUGUUCUCCAGCACUAUGAACAACACCGGAUGCUCUGCACUGACAUCAUUGAGCAGCAGAAAAACCUGAUAGAUGACCAUAAUAUUCCUGUUCCUGAAGAACUGGCGAAACUGUACAGCUUGUACUUUCAAGAGCUUGAAGAAGGCAGUCUGGAGAGGAUGAUGAUGCUGCACGGACUCACUCACAGCACGCUGAGGUUACUUCUACAAGUUUAUUCUAAGAACCUUACUGCAGGAUUUCAUUAUAUGAAUGGGAAAUGA